AUGGACAGAGAAAGUCGUUCUAGAGAUGAUAGUAAAGGUAGAUAGGCCCCUUUGUAUAGGGAAUCUCUAUAUCGAAGUUCAUCUUCAGUAAGCAGCUAAUUUAAAGUCUCAUCAGGCCCUAUGCUAUUCAAAGGUACAGAGAAUUCAAGUGUGUUGAAAAAUGCUCAACCUUAAUUUGAAGAAGAUGCAGAUGGAUUUAAAAAGCCACCAGCUCGUUCAGAGAAGUUAGAAGAAGAAAGGAAACGCAAUAAAUUACUUAAUGAAUACACAGCAUUUGAAUGGGAAAAUAUAGAAUAAGAAUCAGAUAGAAAAUGGUAUGAUUAUGAUGAAGAUGAUAUUGGUAAUGCUUCUUAAUAAGAUUGGGGAGGUGAAGUAUUCAAAGGAUAAAAAGAAGAAUUUAAAUUUGAAGAAUAUAGUAAACGUAAGGGUUAGACAGUAAGAUAAUCAGAGAAAAAUUAAGAAUAAAAUAGAUGGGAACUUAAUCGUAUGAUUGCAUCAGAUGUAUUCAAAAGAAAAGCAGAUGCUUGGGAUUUUUAUGAAGAAGAAAAUGAAAAAAGAGUUGUAAUACAUGUACAUGAUAUCAAACCACCUUUUUUGGAUGGAAAAGUUGUUUAUACUACUUAAUUGACAUAAGUAUAAAUUGUCAAAGAUCCUAAUUCAGAUAUGGCUAAGUUAGCAAAGUAAGGUUCAGAAGUUUUAAUGUUAAUGAGAGAGAAAUAAGAUAAAACUAAAAUGAGGGAGAGAUUUUGGGAAUUAAGUGGAUCCAAAAUGGGAAAGGUUAUGAAUCUAGAUAGAAAAAAAGAAUAGGAUCCAGAUAGACAUUUAUUAAAUGAAGAUGGAGAUUAUGAUUUCAAAGCUUCUUCUAGAUAUUAAACAGCUCUUUAAAGAGUUACUUAAGGUUAAAGUGAUUUUGCUAGAAAUAAAACAAUCAAAGAACAAAGAGAAUACUUACCAGUAUUUCAUUGUAGAUCUGAAUUAGUUUAAUUAUUACAUGAUAAUAGAGUUUCUAUUAUUGUAGGAGAAACUGGAUCAGGUAAGACUACUUAAUUGACAUAAUAUUUAUAUGAAGAAGGUUAUACUAAUACUGGUGUAAUUGGAUGUACUUAACCAAGAAGAGUUGCAGCAGUAUCAGUAGCAAAAAGAGUAGCUGAAGAAAUGGGAGUAGAAUUAGGUAGUAAAGUAGGUUAUGCCAUUCGUUUUGAAGAUUAUACUAGUAAAGAUACAGUCAUUAAAUAUAUGACAGAUGGUGUUUUAUUAAGAGAAUCUCUUUAAGAUCCUGAUCUUGAAAAAUAUUCUGCUGUCAUUAUGGAUGAAGCACAUGAAAGAUCUUUAAAUACAGAUGUUUUAUUUGGUAUUCUUAAAAAAGUAGCAUAAAGAAGAAGAGAUAUUAGAAUUAUUAUUACAUCUGCAACUAUGAAUGCUAAAAAAUUCAGUGAUUUCUUUGGUGGAGUACCUAUCUAUAAAAUACCAGGUAGAACUUUCCCAGUUGAUGUCAGAUUCGAAAAAGCACCUGCCUAAGAUUAUGUUAGAAGUGCAAUUAAGAAAACUAUUGAAGUUCAUAUUCAAUAACCUCCUGGAGAUGUUUUAAUAUUUAUGACAGGAUAAGAAGAUAUUGAAACUACUUGUUAUUUGUUAGCUGAAGAACUCAAUAAAUUAAGUGAAGNAAAAAUUAAGAAUAAAAUAGAUGGGAACUUAAUCGUAUGAUUGCAUCAGAUGUAUUCAAAAGAAAAGCAGAUGCUUGGGAUUUUUAUGAAGAAGAAAAUGAAAAAAGAGUUGUAAUACAUGUACAUGAUAUCAAACCACCUUUUUUGGAUGGAAAAGUUGUUUAUACUACUUAAUUGACAUAAGUAUAAAUUGUCAAAGAUCCUAAUUCAGAUAUGGCUAAGUUAGCAAAGUAAGGUUCAGAAGUUUUAAUGUUAAUGAGAGAGAAAUAAGAUAAAACUAAAAUGAGAGAGAGAUUUUGGGAAUUAAGUGGAUCCAAAAUGGGAAAGGUUAUGAAUCUAGAUAGAAAAAAAGAAUAAGAUCCAGAUAGACAUUUAUUAAAUGAAGAUGGAGAUUAUGAUUUCAAAGCUUCUUCUAGAUAUUAAACAGCUCUUUAAAGAGUUACAUAAGGUUAAAGUGAUUUUGCUAGAAAUAAAACAAUCAAAGAACAAAGAGAAUACUUACCAGUAUUUCAUUGUAGAUCUGAAUUAGUUUAAUUAUUACAUGAUAAUAGAGUUUCGAUUAUUGUAGGAGAAACUGGAUCAGGUAAGACUACUUAAUUGACAUAAUAUUUAUAUGAAGAAGGUUAUACUAAUACUGGUGUAAUUGGAUGUACUUAACCAAGAAGAGUUGCAGCAGUAUCAGUAGCAAAAAGAGUAGCUGAAGAAAUGGGAGUAGAAUUAGGUAGUAAAGUAGGUUAUGCCAUUCGUUUUGAAGAUUAUACUAGUAAAGAUACAGUCAUUAAAUAUAUGACAGAUGGUGUUUUAUUAAGAGAAUCUCUUUAAGAUCCUGAUCUUGAAAAAUAUUCUGCUGUCAUUAUGGAUGAAGCACAUGAAAGAUCUUUAAAUACAGAUGUUUUAUUUGGUAUUCUUAAAAAAGUAGCAUAAAGAAGAAGAGAUAUUAGAAUUAUUAUUACAUCUGCAACUAUGAAUGCUAAAAAAUUCAGUGAUUUCUUUGGUGGAGUACCUAUCUAUAAAAUACCAGGUAGAACUUUCCCAGUUGAUGUCAGAUUCGAAAAAGCACCUGCCUAAGAUUAUGUUAGAAGUGCAAUUAAGAAAACUAUUGAAGUUCAUAUUCAAUAACCUCCUGGAGAUGUUUUAAUAUUUAUGACAGGAUAAGAAGAUAUUGAAACUACUUGUUAUUUGUUAGCUGAAGAACUCAAUAAAUUAAGUGAAGCAACUCCUCCUCUUUUAAUUUUACCAAUUUAUUCUUAAUUAAGAUCAGAAGAAUAAGCAAGGAUCUUUGAAAAAAGUGAAUUUAGAAAAUGUAUAGUGGCAACAAAUAUAGCAGAAACAUCUCUAACUUUGGAUGGUGUAAAAUAUGUGAUUGAUACUGGAUAUUGUAAAAUGAAAGUGUAUAAUCCUAGAAUUGGUAUGGAUGCAUUAUAAGUUACUCCAAUAUCAUAAGCUAAUGCAGAUUAAAGAAAGGGUAGAGCUGGUCGUACUGGACCUGGUAUUUGUUUUAGAUUGUAUUCUUCAUUAAAUUAUAGAUAAGAUAUGUUAGAAAAUAAUAUUCCUGAAAUAUAAAGAACUAAUUUAGCUAAUGUAGUGUUAUUAUUGAAAUCAUUAAAUAUUAAUAAUCUUUUAGAUUUUGAUUUUAUGGAUCCUCCUCCUUAAGAUACAAUUUUAAAUGCUAUGUAUUAAUUGUGGGUCUUAGGAGCAUUGGAUAAUGUANAAGGUUAAAGUGAUUUUGCUAGAAAUAAAACAAUCAAAGAACAAAGAGAAUACUUACCAGUAUUUCAUUGUAGAUCUGAAUUAGUUUAAUUAUUACAUGAUAAUAGAGUUUCGAUUAUUGUAGGAGAAACUGGAUCAGGUAAGACUACUUAAUUGACAUAAUAUUUAUAUGAAGAAGGUUAUACUAAUACUGGUGUAAUUGGAUGUACUUAACCAAGAAGAGUUGCAGCAGUAUCAGUAGCAAAAAGAGUAGCUGAAGAAAUGGGAGUAGAAUUAGGUAGUAAAGUAGGUUAUGCCAUUCGUUUUGAAGAUUAUACUAGUAAAGAUACAGUCAUUAAAUAUAUGACAGAUGGUGUUUUAUUAAGAGAAUCUCUUUAAGAUCCUGAUCUUGAAAAAUAUUCUGCUGUCAUUAUGGAUGAAGCACAUGAAAGAUCUUUAAAUACAGAUGUUUUAUUUGGUAUUCUUAAAAAAGUAGCAUAAAGAAGAAGAGAUAUUAGAAUUAUUAUUACAUCUGCAACUAUGAAUGCUAAAAAAUUCAGUGAUUUCUUUGGUGGAGUACCUAUCUAUAAAAUACCAGGUAGAACUUUCCCAGUUGAUGUCAGAUUCGAAAAAGCACCUGCCUAAGAUUAUGUUAGAAGUGCAAUUAAGAAAACUAUUGAAGUUCAUAUUCAAUAACCUCCUGGAGAUGUUUUAAUAUUUAUGACAGGAUAAGAAGAUAUUGAAACUACUUGUUAUUUGUUAGCUGAAGAACUCAAUAAAUUAAGUGAAGCAACUCCUCCUCUUUUAAUUUUACCAAUUUAUUCUUAAUUAAGAUCAGAAGAAUAAGCAAGGAUCUUUGAAAAAAGUGAAUUUAGAAAAUGUAUAGUGGCAACAAAUAUAGCAGAAACAUCUCUAACUUUGGAUGGUGUAAAAUAUGUGAUUGAUACUGGAUAUUGUAAAAUGAAAGUGUAUAAUCCUAGAAUUGGUAUGGAUGCAUUAUAAGUUACUCCAAUAUCAUAAGCUAAUGCAGAUUAAAGAAAGGGUAGAGCUGGUCGUACUGGACCUGGUAUUUGUUUUAGAUUGUAUUCUUCAUUAAAUUAUAGAUAAGAUAUGUUAGAAAAUAAUAUUCCUGAAAUAUAAAGAACUAAUUUAGCUAAUGUAGUGUUAUUAUUGAAAUCAUUAAAUAUUAAUAAUCUUUUAGAUUUUGAUUUUAUGGAUCCUCCUCCUUAAGAUACAAUUUUAAAUGCUAUGUAUUAAUUGUGGGUCUUAGGAGCAUUGGAUAAUGUAGGUGAAUUAACAGAACUUGGUAGAAAAAUGAGUGAGUUUCCAUUAGAUCCACCAUUAUCAAAAAUGUUAAUAAAAGGAGAUUAAUUAGGAUGCACUGAAGAAAUACUAACAGUUGUUAGUAUGUUAAGUGUACCAGGAAUAUUUUAUAGACCAAAAGAUAGAGAAGCAGAAAGUGAUGCUGCUAGAGAGAAGUUAUUUGUUGGAGAAAGUGAUCAUUUAACAAUGUUAAAUGUAUUUGAAUAAUGGAAAAGACAUGAAUUUUCACCUGAAUGGUGUAAUGAUCAUUUUGUUUAAGCAAAAAGUAUGAGAAAAGUAAGAGAAGUAAGAGCUUAAUUAAAAGAUAUUGCUGGUAAAUUAGGAUUAAAAAUGAGUACUUGUAAUUUCUCAUAUGAUGUUGUUAGAAAGGCUAUUUGUUCAGCAUAUUUUUAGAAUGCAGCUAAAAUUAAAGGAGUUGGAGAUUAUAUAAAUUUACGUACAGGUAUGCCAUGUAAAUUACAUCCUUCAAGUGCUUUAUAUUCUUUAGGUUAUGCUCCAGAUUAUGUUGUUUAUCAUGAAUUGGUAAUGACAUCUAAAGAAUAUAUGCAUUGUGUUAGUGCUGUUGAUCCUCAAUGGUUAGCUGAAAUGGGUCCUAUGUUUUUUAGUAUUAAAGAAGAUGGUGAAACUAGAGCAUCUCGUAUUGAAAGUGAAAAAAAGAGUAAAAGAGAAAUUGAAUUAUCUAUUGAAAAAGCUAAAAGAGAACAUGAAAUGAAAAGUGAAGAAUGUUAAAGAAGAAUAGAGAAAGAAGAUAGAGAGAGAAGAUUAAUUAGUGAACGUACAGCUACAUUAGGAUGUAGACCAAGUAGAAUAUAAACACCAUUAAGAUAAUAAAUAUCAUCAAUUGCUGCCACUCCUAUAAGAAGUGAAUGUGAAUCUGUUAUUUCAGGAAUGACAAGUAUCUAAGCUAAAUAAAUGAGAAUGGCAUAUUAUGACGAUGAAGAAGAAUAAGAUGUUGGUAGAAACAAAAUACCUAAAUUAGAAUGA
Molecule: messenger RNA, 5660 nt
Organism: Paramecium pentaurelia
Lineage: Eukaryota; Ciliophora; Oligohymenophorea; Peniculida; Parameciidae
Source: the annotation of a GenBank genome assembly